Messenger RNA from Rhizophagus irregularis DAOM 181602=DAOM 197198, 1170 nucleotides. Lineage: Eukaryota; Fungi; Glomeromycota; Glomeromycetes; Glomerales; Glomeraceae. The record is from RefSeq and is a predicted model, not a curated record.
AUGCCUGUACCAACAGGAAAUCGAGCAUCACAACCGCACUUAACAGAAACCUCACUUCCUUUCCCUCCGCUCACGGAACAACAUAUUCUUAAUUGUACGUUUUCUUCCUGGUACAAUAACUUUCGGCGUGUCAGUAUAAAGUCAAAAAUAAUUAAACCGUUGCCAGAAGAAUUUGUCGAAUACUUACAUGCUGAUGGAGUUUUUCUCCCUGAACAAAAUUAUCUUGAAGGAAGUCACCUGAGAGAAAUUAGUGAUAAUGAUGAUGAUGAUUUCAAUGCUAAUGAAACGGAUAUCGAUGAAGAUGAUGAAAAUCAACCACUUCCAAGUUUUCCAGAUUUGGAACAGCAGAUUUGGGAUAUAAUUGAUGAAUUUGAUGGGUCAGUUUUUCCAAAACUCAAUUGGAGCUCUCCCAGGGAUGCCACAUGGAUUUCAGCUACUAACACACUCAAAUGUAAUUCACCUUCUGACAUAUUUCUUCUCCUUAAAUCAUCCGAUUUUAUUGCUCAUGAUCUUGAUCAUGCAUUUGAUGAUUGUUAUUAUGAUAAUCAAAGUGAUAGUAGGAGACAUCGACCAAAUGAAUUUGAGUUGGUGUUGAGAAAAUGGUAUGAUGUGGCUCCUUCCAUGGAAUUUCGAUGUUUUGUAAAAGAGGAAGAAUUAGUUGACACACAAACUCACUUUCAAUUACUAAUAUAUUUUCAUAAUUGUCCCUUAAAAAUUCAAGCCAUAUCACAGCGGGAUGUCAAUUAUUACUCUUUUUUGAAUGACAUAAAAGAAGAAUUGGAAACGAAGAUUAUUCAAUUUUUUGAAACUCACGUACAAAAUAAAUUUUUUAAUCGAGAUUAUGUUUUUGAUGUAUAUGUGACACGGAAUAGAGAGAGAGUUUGGUUGAUUGAUUUCAAUCCUUUUGGACCUAUGACGGAUGGUCUUAUGUAUACUUGGGAAGAAAUUCUGACAGCAACUGGGCCACCAUCAUUUCGACUUAUCACUUCUCAAACUGAGGCCAGUCAAUCACGUAGUCGACCAUUUGCUGUAAAUCGCUACCCGCGAGAAAUUUUCGAUUUAUCGCAAGGACAAACUAUUGCAGAAUUUGCUGAACAAUUUCAACGUGAAUUGGCAAUUGCUGUAUCUAGCAGUGAUGAAGAAGAAAAUGAUAAUGAAGAUAAUGUUUAG